AUGGCAGAAGACAAGGCUCCUCCUCUUCGACCUCCAUUUACAUUGCCACAGAGUACUGCGCCAGGCUUGCAGGCCGCGCUCCAAUCGCUGCCAGCUACAUACGAACUGCGGACGCAACAUGUAGUACAUCUAGUGAACGAUGAUGUAGAGGGGUUCUUAGAGCAAGACUUGGAUCUGGAGCGUCUCAAUGUCAUCCAUCAUCUACUAUGGAUGGCUGGAAGGCCUCUCAAUGCCCGUCCUCUGCAUAGACAGCAGAUGAUGGGCUUCGAUGUACUGCAGACCGAACAGGCAGAUCUCCACCUUCUCAAGUUCUCAAACCGCCUCUUCAUCAAACCUCUACCGGCAUUCUUACUGAACUGUGAGUUUUGGGAAAAGUAUCUAUGCGGACCUAAAUCAAAAGCCUUGCAUGAAUCUGCGUGUGGCUUUUUGCUAUCAUACCUCUGGCUCGUCCGGUCACCUUUGGAUCUGAAAGUAGCCCAAGAAUUGGAUCUCUUGCCUUUGCCCAUCACAUGGGUUUCUUGGAAACGAUUUGUUACUGAUUUCUGUUCACACGUCGACGUGAACUCGCUACAUCAAGUCAACAAACGCUAUCUAUUCGGCGAGCUACGCCUCGGGAGGAUCAACACCAUCUACCGCAUUCGCUUCUUCAGGACGCAUUUUGUCCGCGGCUACCUCUACGGCUACAACCGCUACGUUGUCUUCUUUCAAAGGAACUUCGGCUGGGUUCUCAUCGUCUUCGUGUUCUUCUCGCUGGUCUUCUCAGCCAUGCAAGUCGGCGCGGGAACGCCUCAGCUCGCUGACAGCGCGACGUUUCAGAAUGCGGCGUACGGGUUUACUGUCUUCUCCAUCGUCGCAGUCGCAGCUUUACUAGGGUUCGUGGCGGUAACGUUCAGUUCGAUGUUCAUCUAUAACAUGAUCUCUGCGAUAUCGCACGACAAAACGGAGAACGCGAAACGCAAUUCCCGCGCUCAGAGGAGCCAUGAUAGAGGUGAAGCUGCUUAAGAAUAUCGAAACAUUUUUAUGGGGAAGAAUGUCCGAACGAGAGACGCGACUAAACACUCAAAGCUCAUCCUUAAGCUCCGCA
Mytilinidion resinicola is the source of this 1084-nucleotide messenger RNA. RefSeq lists its product as uncharacterized. The record is from RefSeq and is a predicted model, not a curated record. The coding region runs from base 1 to 1002 and encodes 333 amino acids. NCBI's taxonomy places the organism in Eukaryota, Fungi, Ascomycota, Dothideomycetes, Mytilinidiales, Mytilinidiaceae. The transcript is spliced from 3 exons.